GAAGGCAUAACUUUUCUUUUCUUACUGCCCAUGAAUGCAACACAGUCCUCUAAUGCGACUGCGCGAAUCGUGUUUCCCGGAAACAACAUGGUUGUUUUGGUAUCCGCUAGUAUAGUACUCAUCUGUCAAAAGUUCUGGUCUUCUGGUCAUCAUGGACUGCACGGCGCUGGAGCUCGAUGCUGUCAAAUUUGCCAAAACAGCUGUCACAUAUGACCAGAAUGGCAAAUAUAACGAGGCUGUGUUUUAUUAUAAGGAGGCGGCCCAGGCCCUGAUAUAUGCUGGCAUGGCAGGGUCCAAACUGGAGGGAAUCCAGGACAAAGUGAAUGAGUACUUGGAUCGGGUCCAAGCCCUCCACAAUGCUGUCCAGGCACAGAAGAGCGACCCGCUGAAGUCCCGGCAGCAGGUGGACCUGGAGCGUGCCCACUUCCUGGUCACCCAGGCCUUCGAGGAAGACGAGAAGGGGAAUGAUGAUGAAGCCAUUGAACUGUACACUCAAGCUGUGGAGCUGUGCAUUAAGACGUCCAACGAGACAUCGGACCAGGUGCUGCAGACCAAGCUGAAGCAGCUAGCACGUCAGGCUUUAGACAGGGCAGAGGGUCUUAAGGACUCCCAGUCCAAAUCCACUGUAGCUCAGACUCAGGACAGGACGGGGCCUUCUGGAACCAAGCCCAGCAGUGCGGGCAGUUCUGCAGGACCGGUCCGCCAGUUUUUCCCCCUCGGGCCAGACUUCACCCUCCAUGACCGGCCACAACCCCAGCCGGUCCGGGCGGUCCAGUCCAGCGAGCCCCAGGGACAGCGCUACACGUCAGAGGAGAUUGAGGUGCUCAGGAGUACAUCUACAAUCAAUGGCAUAGCCUAUGUGCCCUUCAUGAGUGUGGACCUGAGGGAGCGAUUUGCCUUUCCUGUCCCUUUCUCGGACAAAACAGGAAAACUGGCACUGUCACCCAAACAGAAAGCCAUCUUCUCCCGCUGGGUCCGGCCAGACGAGAUCUGCAAUAAUCCCACCAUGAUCAUGUCUGUGUCCAGCUUCAGCAUCAAACAGACGGUGGUGUCUGACUGUUCGUUUGUGGCAUCGUUAGCCAUCAGUGCGGCCUACGAGAGGCGCUACAACAAGAAACUCAUUACCAGCGUCAUCUACCCUCAGAACAGACGAGGAGAACCAGAGUAUAACCCCUGUGGGAAGUACAUGGUCAAGCUUCACAUCAACGGAGUUCCCAGGAAGGUGAUUAUAGACGACUACCUGCCGGUGGAUCGUAACGGAGAGCUGCUGUGCUCCUACUCCAGCAACAGGAAUGAGCUCUGGGUCUCUCUGAUAGAGAAGGCCUACAUGAAGGUGAUGGGAGGCUACGACUUCCCUGGCUCCAACUCGAAUAUCGAUCUGCACGCGCUCACUGGCUGGAUCCCCGAACGCAUCGCUAUGCACUCAGACAAUCAGUCAUUCAGCAAGGACGACACUUUCCGUAUGCUUUUCCAGAGGUUUCACAGGGGUGACGUCCUCAUCACCACGGCAACUGGGGUGAUGACAGAGGAAGAAGGGGAGAGAUGGGGUUUAGUGCCAACACACGCCUACGCUGUUCUUGAUAUCAGAGACUACAAGGGAAUGCGUUUCCUGCAGCUGAAGAAUCCGUGGAGUCAUCUGCGAUGGAAGGGGCGUUACAGCGAGCGUGACGAGAAGAACUGGACACCUGAACUCCUCAAAUACCUCAACUUUGACCCCAAGACAGCACAGAAGUUUGAUAAUGGUGUUUUCUGGAUCGCAUGGGAGGACCUUUGUCAGUACUAUGAUGUCAUCUACCUGAGCUGGAACCCUGCCCUGUUCAAAGACUCUUCCUGUAUUCACAGUAGCUGGGAUGGGAAGCAGGGCCCAGUGAAGGAUGUCUACAGUCUGGCCAACAAUCCCCAGUACAAGCUGGAGGUCCAGUGUCCAACAGGGGGAGCUGCUGUGUGGGUGCUGCUCACCAGACACAUCACUGACAAGGAUGAUUUUGCACAAAACAGGGAGUUUAUCACCCUUGUUGUUUACAAGACCGAUGGGAAGAAGGUUUACUACCCAGCGGACCCCCCUCCUUACAUCGACGGCAUCCGUAUCAACAGCCCACACUACCUGACCAAGAUGAGGCUGACCAGCGCAGGGACACACACCUUCACACUGGUCGUUUCCCAGUAUGAGAAACAGAACACCAUCAACUACACACUGCGGGUAUACUCCAGAUGCAAAUUCACCUUCUCUAAGAUCCCAAAUCCCUUCACUCAUACGAAAAGGAUCAACGGCCAGUGGAAGGGGCUUACUGCUGGAGGCUGUGGGAACUAUAAGGAUUCAUACAAACACAACCCGAUCUAUCAGAUUAACCUGGAGCGGUCCGGACCGCUGCUCGUCGAGCUCCGAGGAUCAAGGCAGUACAGUGUUGGUUUUGAGAUGGUGACGGUGUCGACAGUGGGGGAUCCGGGCCCAGCUGCCUUCCAGAAAAAGAGCAGCGGAGACUACAGAUGUGGCUUCUGCUAUAUGGAAGCGGACCACGUCCCAGCAGGCCUCUACAACGUCAUCCCCACCACCUUCUUGCCCAAACAGGAAGGACCCUUCUUCUUGGACUUUGCCAGCACCUCACCCCUCAAGGUCUCCCAGCUCCAAUGAAGACUGAGCUGGAGAGAGGACAGGGAUUGGGAGAGAGGUACUUGCAACGGUGUCAUGGGAUGUCUCUGAAACUGUACUUUGGAUGUGAUGAGGUGUCAAGGCCUCAAUAAAACACAAAGAGCCCACAAUGUGACUGGCAGCCUCGACAACUGUCGCUGAAACCUUCGCUGAGAUACUGUAAAUGGAAAGUUUGUAGGCUUGAACUGUAACGUUGACGUGAUGAUACCACACAGUUAUGGAGAAGGAAUAAAUUAUUAGUAACGACUCAUCAAAAGGAACUUCAGUAUGGAAUUUAAACCAUCAACAGUCAAGGCAUUUUGGGACGGAAUAAAAUAUACUUUCACCAAAAAUUAAACAGCCAACUGACAAAGUAACGAUGAUGAGAGCAGAGACAGAGAGCUGCUGUGCCUCCUUUUGCCAUAAUAAGAUAGAUAUGGUAUCUAUGGAGCUGAGCUCACAACCACCAGAUGGAAUAAUUAGCAUCAACAUCGUUGUUCUGAUCAGAUUGUUAAAUCUGAUGGAUCUCAUGAGAUGACAGUAAUCAUACGACCGCGUCCUGGACUCGACAGGAUGCGGAGAAGUGACAGGGUUAAAAUCAACACCAGCCAAGAGGGCGUCAAGGCUGCCUGAAAGCUGCAAAUUCUUUUCAGGUUCGGUUUUGCUGCAUUGAGCACCUCAACAGUCCAGAAGUGUAUUCUUAGUACUUGCUCGUGGUUGGAAUUUCUCAAAUGUUUGAGAUUUGUUUUUCACACAUGGAAAGUAACUUUCUCAGAGAACUAAGAGGACAUUUGUGGACACCCCUGUCCACAUACUUUAGUAAACUUUUGGUCUGGGACUUUCCUUUUAUGGUUUGGGCCCCUUAAUUCUACAGCAUACAAUGAGAUCUUAGACAACAGUGUUCUUCCAUCUUUGUGUCAACAGUUUGUGUUUGUCCCUUUCCUGUUUCAACAUGACAGUGCCCCCGUGCACCAAGCAGCUCCAUAAAGAAAUGCUUUUCUCAGUUUGGUGUGCAAGAACUUGACUGGCCCUCACAUGGCCCUGACCUCAACCCCAUCCAACACCAUUGGGAUGAACUGGAACGCCGACUGAAGCCAGACCUGAUCACCCAACAUCAGUGUUGGACCUCACUGAUGCUAUUGUGACUGAAUGGGAGCAAAUCCCUGCAGCCAGGUUUCAACAUCUGGUGGAAAGACUGAAACCAGAAGAGUGGAGGCUGUUAGAGCAGCAUAUUAAUGCCCAUAGCUUUGGAAUGACAUGUUCAACUUUCACAUAUAGGUGGAGUGUUAAGAUGUCCACAUACUUUUGGCCAAGUUGUGGAUCUUAGUUGAGACAUUGGUUGAAAUUUGACAAUGUUUCUGGAACAACCGCCUUGUUUUCCUGUUUGAAAAUCAUACCAAUGACAGCCCAGCAAGUGAUACAUCCAGGCAGGUGCAGGAAAGGUUUGUGAUGAUGUCUCAGUAAAAGAGAGACCUAUCAAUCAUUUAGUGUAUCGCCAAUUUGGAAUGACAGCCGUCUCUAGUAAAUUCAUAUGUAUCCCUGCCAAAAAAAAUAGUGAAUUGCUUUUUCUGGCUGUAACUUUAGCUGUGUCCAUGUGUCACAUUAUCGCUUCUCCACAGAAAGCAAAAAGAACAACUGUUGUAAAAAUCAAGAUAAGAGAUAUAAAUACAAUAAAACAAGAUAAUAAACUAGAAACCAGAAAGCAAUCAAAUUUAGGGUUAUGAUAACUCUUAGUUAUGGAAAGCCAUGGAAAAGUCACAAAGUUUUCACAUCCAGGCUCAACAACAUACGGCGUGCAACAUAAUGGGAAAUAUGAUAAACACAUGCUUAAGAUGCUCACUACUACAAAACAACUUGGAUAAGAAGAAGUUGCUUGAUACUGAAAAAAUGUUUCCACAAAAGAAGGCCUCAGUCGUCCCUUUCUUUAAGUAGUGCGUUAUCGUACCCUGAUCAGACUUGGUAGCUUCUUGUCAUUCAGUUUGUCCGUCAGGUGGAAGGGACAGUUCGUUUCCUUAAAUGACCAUAAAAGUUUUUUUUAUUCUCAGGAGCAGAGUAGCAGAGCAGCACCACAGGGAAUCCAGUAUGGCAGCAGUUGAAUGAUGUCUCUUCAUGUUGUCUGUGUCAGCCUGAUUUCACUGACAGACCUCGCGUCAGCACUCAGCACUGCUUGAGACAGGUAUCACACACUGUAUGUGUGUGUGUGUGUGCGCGUGUAAAUGUUUGAUUGUCACUAUCAACCUUCUACAGGUGGAAAUUUAAAUGUAUUGCCAAGUACACAUCCUCUGUUUACUUUUUUGUUGAAAUGCUGCACUUUUUUUUUAAUCAUUUCUCAUUUUGUUUGUUGUCAAACACAAUAUAUGGAAACGAAUGUCACUUUGUUUCUUCGACGCAAGCAGUUUAAACAGUUUUCAUAAAGCGGCUCAUCUGAAGCCACCUUGUUUCCUUUCUUUUGGGUGACGUCACCCAACGGCAGUCUGUCGUGUACAAAUGUUGCUGCUAUAUUCUAUGCUGCUUAUCUCUGCAUGGCUAGCAGAGCUUUGCAGUUGCAUCACAGAUCCCUUGGCAACAACAUCUGUCACAGUCGUGGAUAUGCUUUGGUGGAUUUGCUGAAUGAGAGUCAGAUCCAGGCUGGAUGUUGUGGUGUGAGCCCGUCCAGCAACGUUGAAAUUAAUAGAGGUUAUGUUGCAUCAUGUGGAAGCAGACAGCCAAUCUCAUACUUAAGUAACUGUAUGUGUCAACAAGUCAAAGCACCAAAAGACUUUCAGACUUAAAUAAAUAACUGUUGCCUUUGAAUUGUUUUUGCGACUUUCGGCUAGACAGGUUUGACAAAAACAAAACCUUAGUUUUGAAGUUGAAAGUUCAUUCUUUACAUAGUCCACUUACUAGCUUUUUCCAGACAUUUUUAAUCUUCAUCAUCAGAGUUUGCUCAGUUGUCAUGAUGACAACUGAACCCGUUCCAUGACAACUGAGCAAACUCACAGAUGAACACCAUUGCAGUUGAAAGCUCCAGAAAAAGCAAGUAAGUGGACCUUGAGUUCAGAAUUUUAAAAAAAUAAUAAUUUUUUUUGUCAAAUUACUUUAGUUUUCUUUUAAAAACUCAAAUGAAAAUCAGUGACAGACAUCUGAUACUUUUGCAGUGCCCUUUAGUUGCAAAUGUUUACAUGUAGGGUUAAUAGGCUACUGUGCAUGUUGCCACACAAAGUCUUUCUGUGUAAACUGUAAGCUGCUGUAGUAAAUUUAAAGCCCCUGUCUGCGUUUAGUGCGCAGCGCUCUGUUGCCGCAGUAACAGUCUGCAACCAAUGAUUAUUUUCAUUUCAUUAUUUUUUCACUUAGAUUGUUUAGCCUAUAAAAUGUUUUAACAAAAAGAAUGGAGAAAAUGUCCCUCACAAGUUCAGAGAGCCUAAGGUUACAUCUCCACAUUGCUUGUUUUGUCCGACCAAUAGUGCAAAACCAAAAAAUAUUCAAUUCACAGCGAUAUAAAACACAGAAAAGCAGCAAAUCAUCACAUGUCUGAAGCUGGAACCUGAGAUGUUGAUGCAGACUUCCCCAGACUGCAUCAACACAGUGCACUGAAUGCGCACAAUAUUACAAAACGUAUCAACAAUAUAGCACACAAAACUUUUGAAAUGGUUUCAUUAUGUUAACCACAAGCUUUGACUUUUUUAUACAGUCAUUUCAUUUGUUUUGAAGAUGUUAAACACAUGCAAAGAGAACUUAACAUGAAAAACUUGCCUCAUUUCACAUUAUUACUUGUGCAAAUUCUGUAAUGCAGCUGGAACAGUGACAAACUUGAUCUGGUUCAUAGUAAUGCUUAUGGGGAGCAAGGUGACAACACCCAUAAUUACUGUUAACAAUAAUUCAUUGUAAAACCAGUUCUGACUGAAGGCUGACUGCCAAUGAACUAAUAAUGCUGGUGUGCUAAAAGGAUUAAAUGUUCUGUUCAGAGUGGGGUGUAGCUUUAAAUAUCCAUUGCCAAGCACUUCUGUCAAAUAUCCACUUGUUGAUUAAUGAUAAAUCAUUAGUUUUAUGAAUGCCAUAUCUUUCUGUUACCAUAUUCAGUUAUGUCUUUUUAAUUAACGAUUAAUUUAAAUAUGCAGCAGGACAAUCUUGCAGCAACCUGUCAUGAUGUAAUGUUUGCAGAACUUGCACUAAAUGUUAUGUAGACUGAUGUGUUCAGCAUUUGAAUACAGAAAAUGAUAUCUG
Siniperca chuatsi (mandarin fish) is the source of this 6832-nucleotide messenger RNA. It is a transcript of the gene capn7, whose product is annotated as calpain 7. Bases 152 to 2632 code for a protein of 826 amino acids. Gene Ontology annotation, biological process: proteolysis. Gene Ontology annotation, molecular function: calcium-dependent cysteine-type endopeptidase activity. The record is from RefSeq and is a predicted model, not a curated record. NCBI's taxonomy places the organism in Eukaryota, Metazoa, Chordata, Actinopteri, Centrarchiformes, Sinipercidae. The transcript is spliced from 22 exons.